AUGAAACUGUACCGGUACAUAGUUGCGAGUGAGGUGUCCUGCAAUACCAAGAAGCGCCGAACAUUUACCGAACCGCAAGAUUCCGAUGUUGAUGUUGAUGAAGGCCGCAUGAGCCCUGUCGCACAAAUGAAAGGUGUCGCAGUAAAAGAAAAGGAGCAACAGUCAGGCACGUCCCAGCAGGCGAUUGACGAUGAAUUUUUAGUGGACGAGGAGCCCCAGUCCUUAUCAGCCGAAACACCAGUGUUCGUUUCAAGGUCAAAAGCUGAACAUGCUGAUUUCAUUUUGACCCAACCAACCUGGCCUUCCACCGCUGCCCCAAAGAAGCUCACACGGACCGCUGAACCAUUUCCCUUCCCAUCGUCUCAACCAAGGACCACCAAGAUAACCAAAACUCAGUCUGCACAUGAUCAGAAACGAGCAAAUGAGACACCUGUCUGGGCAGAUACUCAAGUUGUCGCAUCAGACGAGGAACCUGAGCCUAUGCAGACCGCUGAAUCAUUUCCCUUCCCAUCAUCGGAACCUGAGGCUGUCAUGGUGUCAUAUGACUGCAGUGACUCUGAGGAGGACGACCCAGAUGCUCCUGUUGAAUGCUCUGGAAGGCCCAAACUCGUACAGACAGACACUGAUAUUGACACCCGUCGUGUGGUCCAAAGAGCGAUAUUGGAGGCAAAAGUUCACAUGACAUUUGUCAACAGCUAUCCGGAGCUCACGGAGAAGAGCCUGUUUAUGCAGGAUGCACUCUUAACAGCAGCUCGUGCCUGCGGUGUUUCGCCUAUCCAGGAUUGCCUCAAGAGUGAUGACUUGUAUGUGACAGCUCUCGCCACGCUGGUUGAGGCCCGAGUGCCACUUUUUCACACUGAAUUAAAAGACGACGCUUGUGCUCAAGUAUCAGCGUAUUAUCGUCUUGGCCCUGACUGUGUCAACGCUGCGAAGGCUUUGCUGGUCAACCACGUCUACCAUUAUGAACAACAUUUCAAUGAGAAGAACGACCCCAUUCCGCAGUCAAACAGGCUGUACUUUGCUGAUAUUUUACCAUAUCUAAUGAAGGGGCGCUACUUCAACGGGCUCAAGUCGGUCGAGGUGAAUUUUUCAGACCACUUCAAGAAGAUAGCGAACAACAAGGCCCAGCGGCCUGAGGUUACCAUUCCAAUGGUUGCUUUAACCAGUACUUCGGUGUAUGCUGCACUCUUCUGGAAGGAUAAUGGAUCCCCAACUAAGUUCAACUUUACUGGCAAUCUAUUCAGCGAGGUCUACUUUUUUCACAUAAAAUUUCUUGAAGACAUGAAGGUGACGGCGCCACGUAAGUUUCACAAGAUGAUGGCCGACAUUUUCGAGGCUAUCUAG
Molecule: messenger RNA, 1344 nt
Organism: Suillus fuscotomentosus
Lineage: Eukaryota; Fungi; Basidiomycota; Agaricomycetes; Boletales; Suillaceae
Exons: 10
Coding region: 1-1344 (447 amino acids)
Source: RefSeq, a predicted model, not a curated record